AUGCCGGAAGAGGCCGGAUCCUCAACCGGAGGCGGCGGCGGCGGCGGCGGAGGCCAAGCUUCUCGCGGACGAGGCAAUCGCAACAGAGGCCGGACUGAUCGUGGCGGCCAAAAUAGCAGUGGAGGCGGCGGCGGCCGGCGAGGCCGUGGCGGCGGAAAUCGUGGCGGCGUCAAGACCGACCUGCCCGCUGAGCCCGCUGCGCAAGAUGUCGCCGUCGCUGCCCGUGCUGCUAAGGAAGAAGCGGGUGCCAACGGUUUCGCUGCCCCGGCUCACAAGGCCACACAAAAGGUCGAUGAUGACGAUGAAAACGAGGACGUGUGCUUCAUCUGCGCCAAUCCCGUCGCGCACCACUCCAUUGCUCCCUGUAACCACAAAACCUGCCACAUCUGUGGCCUCCGCAUGAGGGCGCUCUACAAGACCAAGGACUGUGCCCACUGCCGAACCGAGGCUCCCUACGUCAUCUUUACAGACGACGCGGAAAAGAAGUUCGAAGACUACAAACCCGCCGACCUCACCACCGUCGACAACAACAUUGGCAUUAAGUAUACUAAUGAGGAUAUUGUCGGCGAUACCGUUCUCCUCCUCCGCUACAACUGCCCCGAUGCCUCGUGCGACUUUGCCGGGCUCGGCUGGCCCGAUCUACACCGCCACGUCAAGUCGGCGCACCGGAAGCGCAUGUGCGACCUAUGCACGCGCAACAAGAAGGUCUUCACACACGAGCAUGAGCUCUUUAACGACCGCGAGCUCGAGAAGCACAUGCGCCGGGGUGAUGACAAGCCCGGUGCCGCCGACCAGACCGGUUUCAAGGGCCAUCCGCUCUGCGGCUUCUGCGGCGAGCGCUUCUACGACGACGACCGGCUCUACGAGCACUGCCGGAUGAAGCACGAGCGCUGCUUCAUCUGCGACCGCCGCGACUCCCGCAAACCCCACUACUUUGUCGAUUACAACGCGCUCGAGCAGCACUUUAAGAAGGAUCACUUCCUCUGCAACGACCGCGAGUGCAUGGAGAAGAAGUUUGUCGUCUUCGAGUCUAACAUGGACCUGCAGGCGCACAAUUUGGCUGAGCACGCCGGUGGCAAGACCGUGGGGCGCGAUGCGAGAGUGGUGGACAUGGCGGGCUUCGACCUGCGGCAGACGUAUCAGGGGGAGCGGCGCGGUGGUGGUGGCGGAAGCGGCGGCGAGGGCCGAGCGAGGGGGCGCGGUCGUGGUCGGGGUAGGGACCCGAACGAGGACUCGGUGCCGCCUGCAUACGCACAACCAUUGCGCCGAGACGAGAUUGCGUUCCAGCGACAAAUGGCGAUUCACUCGGCUCAAUCAGUAUCCCAACGCACAUUCGGCGGCCAACUCUCCACACCGGCGCCGGCAGCCGCCUCCGCCGGCCGCGGUGGUGGUGGUGCCUCGCCACGCAACGGCAGCUCCACCAACACCCCGCGGACCGGCCCCGCGUCGACGGCUAAUCUCAGCGACCCGAUGGACAUACUCUCACUCAACGACACGGCCAACAUGACUCCCGAGGACCGCGCCCGGCUCGUGCGGCACAGCUCUGUCAUCGAGCGCGCCGCCAACCUCCUCGGCAACGACGCGACCAAGCUGGCCAGCUUCCGGCGGCACGUGUCCUCCUACCAGCGCGGCGCGCUGACAGCGCCGCAGCUCAUCGACGCGCUGCUGACGCUGUUUGGCGAUGUCUCGUCCAACGCGCUCGGCACCAUGGCGCGCGAAGUGGCGGACUUGUUCGAGGACAAGGCCAAGGCGGACGGCCUACGAGCCGCGUGGCAGGACUGGCGCGCCAUCAACGAGGACUACCCGAGCCUACCGGGUCUCAGCGGCAUGCAGGGCGAGACGUCCAGCUCGAGCGGCUGGGCGCACGCCGCGUCUGCCAACCCGGCCGCGCCGCGUGGUGCGCCCGCGCAGAAGCACUCGAAUCGUGUGCUCAAGCUUAAGAACAGCACGCGACUUGCAGGCCCAGCGCCCGUCACGAACGCGACGCCGCCGGGCUGGACGCCAGCCGCGGCCUCGACAUCCCGCGUACCCGCCGCUUCCUCCUUCCCGUCGCUGGCGGCGUCGGCCCCGCCCAAGUCGGGUAGUGGCGGUGCAUCAUCGGCUGGGCGCCCGUCGUGGGUCCCGGCGUCAUCUGCUGCGGCCUCCCUGCGCGCAGGCACCCGUGGCGCCCGUGGCGGUGGCGACGACAACUUCCCUGCGUUACCGGCCGCGCCCAAGCCGACAACGACCAUCUUCGGUUACGGCGGUGGGAGGGGUGUGCGCCGUGACUAUGGCCACGCCGAGUCCAACUUCCAAUGGGGUGGAGGCGGCUCCUCGGCGGACGCGACGCCGGCGGAGGCAGCGGAGGCAGAGGACGGCAAGGGCAAGAAGGGCAAGAAGGGCAAGAAAGUUCUGGUAUCAUGGGGUUAA
Cordyceps fumosorosea ARSEF 2679 is the source of this 2409-nucleotide messenger RNA. Its product is annotated as Zinc finger, RING/FYVE/PHD-type. Gene Ontology annotation, molecular function: ribosome binding; ubiquitin protein ligase activity. Bases 1 to 2409 code for a protein of 802 amino acids. Lineage: Eukaryota; Fungi; Ascomycota; Sordariomycetes; Hypocreales; Cordycipitaceae. The record is from RefSeq and is a predicted model, not a curated record. The transcript has 2 exons. Gene Ontology annotation, biological process: protein ubiquitination; rescue of stalled cytosolic ribosome.